Molecule: messenger RNA, 8039 nt
Organism: Toxorhynchites rutilus septentrionalis
Lineage: Eukaryota; Metazoa; Arthropoda; Insecta; Diptera; Culicidae
Exons: 2
Coding region: 8-934 (308 amino acids)
Molecular function (GO): nucleic acid binding; zinc ion binding
Source: RefSeq, a predicted model, not a curated record
AAGCAAGAUGUCUAUUCCGAUUGUUGGCGAUGAAAGAAAUGCUGGAGACCAAGCUAGCGGAUCGAGACCAACCGGUGGUGUGGUUUCGGUGGACGCGAGGGAAGUGCUUCGUGGAUCUGAGAAUUACAAUUCCUGGGCGUUCUCAACCAAGAUGGUGCUCAUCAAGGAGCGGACCUGGUGUGCCGUGAAGGACCGUAAUGAAGGAGAUCCGGAAGUAAGCGAUGAGGUGUCGGAACAAGCUCUGGCGACCAUUUGCCUGAACAUCGACCGGAGCAUCUACGGAUUAGUUCAAAAUGCGAAGACAGCGAAGAAAGCAUGGGACGCGUUACGGAACACAUUCGAGGAUAGCGUUUCUACUCGUAAGAUUGGACUUCUGCGAAGGUUGACGGGAAUUCGCUUGGUAGUAGCCGAGCGGGACGAUGAUGUCAUUUGCCAAUCUCCCCAGGAAUAUGUGAACGAGAUCAUGGUGACCUGUAACCAGCUGUCGAAGGUCGGUUUCAAGGUGGACGAUACCCGGAUGUGUAGUUUGCUACUCAAGGGUUUACCGAAGAAGUAUGAUCCAAUGAUCUUGGGCCUGGAAUCGUCUGGAGUGGCGCUGAACGCGGACCUGGUGAAAUCAAAGAUCAUGCAAGAAGUUAAGGUACUGACAGGUUCGAUACCGGUUGAAAGUGAGGGUGUGUUCUUCAGCAAGCAGAACGUAUCAAAGAAGCAGGUGGACAAGUCUGGCAAGCAAGUCGACAAGUCUACCGUGAAGUGUUUCCGUUGCAAGAAAAUCGGACACUUUGCAUCGGAAUGCCAGAAAGAGAAGCGUCCUGUCCCGAAAGGUAAUGCGGCUUUCUAUGCUGCUAAUGCUGUGCAGUCGAAUGAGAGGAAUGACACUGAUUGGUUUUUUUUUUCAAUAUAUAUAUUUUUAUCAAGGCUCAUAUGGCGUUAGCCUGACGGGGCCGGAGUUCAAUAUUUUGACAAUUUUUCUUAUUAUCAAUGUUAGUAAUAUUUAACCGAUUACUCGCGGUCGGCUCGAGGUUAGUAUUACAAGUGUUCUCGUAAUUGGGAUGUUGCUGUCUCCAAUGCUCUGUACGUGUGCCCGACACGGGAUACUUCCUAUUGGGAUGCAGCUGACCAUUAAUCAGCAACGCCCCCUAGUAUGUACCCCAUAUCUAGCGUGGUGCGUCUUCUCGACUCGAGGAAUCCAAGAUAGAAUGGUCACUAGCCGGCGCAAUCAUCAGCUCGUGUAGAGUUGUCAUGAGCGGUACAACCUUUGACUCUUGUUGAAUCAUCAGUGGACUGCACAACCUUUGGCCCGUGUAUCUGUAAAGAGUGUGUGUAUGUAUUGCCGAUUGGUUUUUUGAUUCUGGCGCAACCGUUCAUUUGUGUCGGAGCAAGGAAAUUCUGGAAAACCCACAGGAAGUAUCUACUAGGAUCAAUGUGGCCAAUAACGCUGCGGUGGAAGUCGUGGCCGAAAGGAUCGGUAAAGCUGGAAGCGAAUUGCGGUGAAAGGACAUGUGACCUCACAAUGAGCGACGUGCUGUGCGUUCCGGAUCUGGCGAUUAAUCUACUUUCGGUGAGCAAGGUAUGCAAGAAUGGAUUUCGAGUGUUGUUCACCAAGGAAGAGUGCCAAGUAGUCGAUCCGGACAAUGCGAUAGUUGCGAUUGGUCGUGAAGUUGAUGGCCUGUACAAGCUAUCCGAAGUGAAGAAGCCCGUGGUGAAUCUGGUCCAAGACGGUAGAUACGAGCUAUGGUACCGGCGAAUGGGACACCUCUCAGCCAGUGGAAUGAAGCGAUUGAAAAGUAUGGUGACUGGUUUGGAGUUCGAGGUGAAGGAUCCGGCGAAGUGCGUACCAUGUAUUGAAGCUAAACAUUGUCGUCAACCAUUUGAAGCAAAGGGACAUCGAGAGGAUCGCAUACUGGAACUGGUCCACUGGGAUUUGUGUGGUCCCUUGGAAUCAGAGUCGAUGGGAGGCAGUCGUUAUUUUCUGACCUUCAUUGACGACGCAAGUCGGAAAACUUUCGUGUAUUCGGAAAGCGACCGGAUGUAUCAAACCUGCGAAUAUUUGGAGCGGAGGUAAUGGUACACGUCCCUUAGGAAAAACGUAAGAAGUGGGAGAGGAAAUCCGAAGCGUGUAUUUUUGUUGGAUACAGUGAAGGUUCCAAGGCGUACAGGGUGUACAGCAAGAAAACGAAGAAGGUAUUGAUGAGCCGAGAUGUUAUCUUCGUGGAGGAAAUGGAAGUUAAGCGCACCGAAGCAAUUGGCGAAUCAUCGGAUAUCGCAGAAGGAAGCGAGGUUAUAAUUCAAAAUGAGCUGAUUGAAGUUGACGGUCAAACUGAGCCAACUGAAGGUAACGACGAGCGUUAAACUUACAAAAUAAAAAGAAAACUCAAAAAGUGUGUCAGAAAGACUUCCCAUCCUAAUGCAUGGGAAUCCAUGUUCAUUCACACUGCUGAGCCGCCGCUUAUGAAUUAAUUUGAAACUCCGAAUACAUCGUUCUUAUUCAACUUGACGAAACAGAACAUGCCCUGACUUCUCUCCGACGCGUACUACACAAGUACAUUACCAUUUUGUUGUUGACUGAUUAGUCGGACAUCGUCCCGUAGAUGAACAGCAUCGAGCCCGAAACCGGACGACUAAAAAGGUGAAUUUUACAUCCUUUUUACGUUCGGUAGAACAAUAAGUGUUGUGUCCUGUAGCGUUAUGCGUGUAACGUGUAUUCGUUAUUUAUCCUGCUUCUAAUCAUUGUCCCUGUUCUGUAACUACCCACCUUCUUCUGUGCAUACCUGGCGGUGGGUCUGAAGCUAUUCGAGCUAUUCCACAUUAUAUAUGGCACCGUCACAGUACUCGAAAUAUCCAAGCAACGGCAGUGUAUACUCUACUCUUCGCCGCUCCACCACCCUUCGGAAGAGGAACUGACAGACUUCUUCUCACUCCAAGGGCGACGAUUUAUCGUCGCUGGUGACUUCAACGCAAAACACACCUUUUGGUUAUCAAGGCUGAUUACCACUCGUGGUCGCGUUUUAUACAACGUUAUCACUGACUAUGGCUAUGACAUCGCAUCAUGCGGCAAACCGACACACUGGCCAGUGGAUCUCAUACGACUUUCAGACCUGCUAGAUUUCGCUGUCGCUUCUUCUGGACUUAUCAUCUGAUCACUCACCAAUACCCCUGGGAUGCUUCAUAGAAACGGAAGUGAAGCAGACGUCAUCCAAUCUCAAUAACUUUUCAACGAACUGUACAAAAUAUAUAUCUGUAUACAUAUAUCUCCUCUGACAUUCUCGAUCUACCUCUAGAUAACGAACAAUAUAUCGACCAACUCAGUGUACUCAUGAAGAAUGCUGCUCAGAUAGCUACCCCACUUAUGAAGACCCAGAAACACAAAAAAUUGUUUCUGCCUCCCACAUAAAAUAAGCAGUUGCAGAAAAGCGACGACUAAGACUAAUCUGGCGAAACAAACGAUCGCUAGAAUCUAAAAACCAAUUCAAUAUGGCACAACGUAAAUUAAGAAAGCUAUCACAAGACGAGAAAGAUGAAAAAUUCUAUAAUUACCUAACUGAAUUGUCGCCAAAUCAAGAUACUAAUUACUCACUAUGGGAAGCAACUAAGAAUCUAAAACGACCUCACUUACAGGUCCCGCCGUUUAGAAUGCCCUCUGGGAAUUGGGCCAGAAGUGACGAUGAAAAAGCAGUAACAUUUGCAAACCAUCUUCAAAAAGUUUUCACUUCGAAUCAAGAACCUAAUCAAAAAACGCUCGAAUUUUCUGGUGCCAAAACAAAAUGAAAGUCAUACAUCGGCUGGUGAGACAUGUUAUCAAAAAUCACAUCAAUGUGAAAAAGUCAACCGGUAUUGACCAAACAAUGGACAUAUGAUCAAGGGACUACCUGAUCUAGCAAUUAAACAUCUCGCGAGAAUUUUCAACGCAAUGGCCCAUAUAGGAUAUUUCCCACAAGCAUGGAAAUUUUCGACUAUCAUUAUGAUUCCUAAACUAGGGAAAAACGCCCAAAAAGAGGAAUCUUAUAGUCCUAUCAGCAUCCUUCCAAUCUUCUCAAAAGUGUUCGAAAAAAUUAUCCUAAUAAAAUCAAAUUCAAUUCGGAUUCCGAGCAAAACAUGAUACUAUUGAAUAAGUGCACCGAUUGGUAAAAGAAAUUCGUAAAGUAUUUAAAGGCCGCGGAUAUUGCUCAGCGCUUUUUCAUUCGAUAAAGUCCGGCACGAAGGACUGCUCUAUAAAAUUAAAAAUAUUCUACCACAAGUAUAUGAAAUUAUGCGUUCUUCUUCUUCUUCUUCUUAUAUGGCACUAACGUUCCUAGAGGAACUCCGCCGUCUCAACGUAGUAUUACUUGCGUCAUUUUCAUUAGUACUUAGUUGAGAUUUAUAUGCCAAAUAACACGCCUUGAAUGCAUUCUGAGUGGCAUGCUCUAGAAUACGCGUGACCACAGUGCAAGUCAGAGGAAAUUUCUUUGAAGAAAAAUUUCCCCGACCAGAACGGGAAUCGAACCCGAACCCCCGGCAUGUUAGGUUUGACGCUAACCACUCGGCCACGGGAGCACACAAUGCGUUCGCGUUCUUACCUACUGGGAAGAAAGUUUCAUGUUCGGUAUAACCAAACUCUAUCACCAAAGCGAGAAAUCUAUGCUGGCGUUCCACAGGGCAGUGUUCUUGGACCAAUAGAGAAUUGGUCCAGGAACACUUAUCUACACAACUGAUCUCCCGACUGCGCGGAACUUAAUGACUACAACAUUCGCAGAUGACACAGCUAUGCAUUCUCAGUAGUAAAAAACAGAACGAUUGCUCCACGGGAUCUCCAGGAACACAUACGUCAUACGUCGAGACUUAAGCCGGGUUCAGACGGUGCGAGUAAGCAUACGAGUCAGUCUAGUCAGUUACUGCAGUGCAGCUACUCACACCGUGAAAACACAUCAUGCCAGUUAGUGUCAUAUGUGAUCCGGCGUGCGAGCUACUUCAAUGUUUUUAGAAUUUACUCGCACUCGCAUCCCUCAAAACGUCAAAAACAGAAUUCAGCGUUUGAAUCAGGGAUGGCAAAUGUAAAGAAAUGUCUCUAUUUUUGAGAUAUUUGAAAAUAUGCGAAGAUAUUUAUAGACUUGAAAAUUAUUGGAAAAACAAAUGAAACCCUCAUAUUUUUCAAACGAAAUCGUUGUUAUUUUGUUAUUUUGCUACACAUGUGAAAUCUUAACUGUAAGAAUUGAUAACAAACGUAAUACUUUAUUAUGUUAGAGUUAAAUGCAUAACCGAAUAUUGUUAUUUCCACAUCAUGGAAGAUUCAGUAAAUUGUAUGAAAAAAACAUUACUAAAUUUUGAUGUUUCAAAUUUUUAUUUGUUUGUUUUGUAAGGACACGUAAUCAUCUUUUCUCACCAAUUCGGCCUUUUCGUGAAUUUCAAACUUGAAGCAUGAAAAAAUUGUUACGGGCUAUGUUUUUUGUACACAUCAAGAGAUCCUACGAGUAUUGGGUUUUUUGUUCCGUAUUUAAUGCGCUAAAUUUUUCUCCCAGCAUCUUCAUAGCAUCAGCGUGUGUUUCUACAAUGGGUCUGAUUUCCUUGUAAUUAUCUUUCACAAACAAAGCAAAGCCACGUGUAGGUUUCACGGGAACAGUUACUUUUUUACCUUCUUUAUUUUUUUUGUUCAGGAAUAGUUCAAUUUUCCCAUAGCAAUAGGCACACCGGAUGUUUUCAGUCUUUUUAGAACGUGAAUGGGUUUUGUAUCUAGAAAAAUAUAAAAUAUAAAAAAAUGCACGCUCCAAAAUGAAAUUUUAUCGACUCAACUCUUUUUUGCAGAGGACGCACUGAUAAGUGUACUUGUAUUCGAUUUCAUACCGAUGGCACACCGUAAUCGAAGGAAGCUCCGGAAAGAUAUUCAUUGCUUGCCUGGUCCAUUUUUUCCAGCAUUUACCAUGACCAUUUUCCAUGUGAAAAAUCCAUGCGGCUGCGUGACACAUUUCAUGGAUUAACGUACAACGCAAUCGGCCAGCCGUUGUUAGUAUCUUAUUGCUCAACUCAAUUCGACACGAUCGUUCGUUAUUUCUGUUUGAAAUGCGGGGAGUCAAUGAAAAUAAAUUCUUUUAUAUAGCUUUUUAGUGCAGUAAUUGUCAGGGAGUUUUCACAUAUGCUAACAGUUGCAUGUUGAUUUCUACUAUGAAGCAUACUAACUUUUUUAUAUUAAAACAUCUGCCGGCAGUAGUUGUCAAUUUUUUGUUCCAACUGAGAGGUAUUGUUAAUUGAUUUUGGAAUACUUUUUCGUUGUACAUAUUGUACAAUAUUUCUGAAAGUUCAUCCUUAUGCAAGUCAAAUUUUUUCCUAUAUUUUAAUGCGUCUUUACAACAAUUUUCUAAUGGUGUUUGAUCUGCAAAACAAAACUAUAUUCAAUAUUCUCUUACAAUUUACUGUUAGAAUAUUACCGUCUAAAGAUCCCAAGAAUGAUACAGAAAUAUCCUUUUCUCGUUUUUUGAGACGUUCCUUUGCAUAAUUCGUUUUACCUAAAAAGAAAAAUUAGGAAGAUGAAGAUGUUCAAUUACAUUAUACUGAAAGUAGAUAGAUAAUAAUCGACGUUCUUAAAGGUUUCUUCAGCAUGUUCAUGUUUGCGUAUACUACCGAAAGUUUAUGCUCAAAUAUCUCAUUAUAUAAUACGUACUGAAUAAAGCUAUAAAGUGAUGAGAAGGCUGGAGUGCGUCAUUUGUGGAGCGUGGAAACAGGCUUCGAAAUUGGAGUUUAUCCCUUAUCUUCAUAGAUGGAACUAUUGAUAUCGUGAAUUUGGCCACCCACCGCUGUGCUGUGUUGUACGUGUUAUCUGUAGUGAUGUUGUCGUCGAUCGGUAGAUUUUGGGAUCGAAAGUUUUUGUUUGGGCCAACCAUCAUAUCAUCUAUUAUUUGUAACACAUAUACAUGGAUAACUUGCGUUCUGUUGUCUUCUUAUCGUAAUAUCAAGUUUAGCUAGAACCCCUCCUGGGGUUCUGGUCUGGGCUUAUCAAAACAACCGUUCACGAUCACGAGUAGAUGACGAAUUGAGUGGAAGUGCUCUGUCGUUGUCUCCUGCUGUGCAACUGCUUAUGAAUCAAUUCACCGAAAUCAAAGGUACGUUUGAUGUACUGCGUAAUGACUUGCAUAGCAAAAAUGAUUCCGUGAAGUAUGAAAUGAACGGUAGGCUGGAUGCUGUAUCACAGGAAAUUCAUACGCUCAGUGUGAAUUUCAGGAGUGUGCUUCGAAAUUUAAUGACAACGACGUGGCUCUAAACUUGCUGAAUGAGCGGGUUGACAGGAUCAACAGGACAACCGUAACGAGUUGAUCAUCAGUUGUAGUCCGUUUAUCAAUGGUGAAGAUUUGGGUGCGUACUUCAGGGCUACUUGCAUGUAGGAUUCGGCGACUCUGAAGCUCCACUGAUCGACAUAAGGCGUAUGAAAUCCGGCACACCAAAGGAUGACGAUGAAAGUUUGGUCGUGGUGCAGUUUGGCUUGAAGAAUGUCCGAGACCGGUUUUACAGUGCCUACCUACGUGAUCGGAAUCUGAUAUCGAACCUCAUCGGAAUAAAUUCGGCGCGCCGAGCGAACGAAAAUUGGACGUAUUCAGCGCGCAAAGUUGAGCAAGCAACGCUACGUAAGAAGAAAGAGGGCAAGUUGACAUCGGUAUUUACCAAACUAGGAACUGUCUACCUGAAAACAACUGAAUGACCGAUCGCUGCAGUCCACACCGAACAACAUCUGAAUGAUUUUACAUAGUUCUGAAACUGAAUGAUUUUAGUAGUUCGCGCGGAUGAAUCAGUCUGAUGUCGCCGGAAAUUAUGUGUAUUCGCUCGAAGCUGCGCUGCCGGAAGAGGACGAGCUGAACGAAGCCCCUUUCGAGGACUAUUGGAACACCAUUAAAACAGCCAUCAACAGCGAAGCAGAGAACAUACUCGGGCACGUGGGACGUAUUCAGCGGAACGAGUGGUUUGACGAUGAAUGUAGGAGGGUGAUGGAUGAGGACAACGCUGCGCGGGCGGCUAAGUUACGCAAUGCCAAUCAGAACGUGGAAAAACAUCGACAGAAGAUGCAGCGUACCCAAAUC